AAAGCGGAGCGAGACAGCGGAGCGUUCGCGCCACGGUGGGAGUUUUUGUUAUCAAAACUAACGUCAUAUUUCUUCCUUUUUUUGUGAAAUCUCCUUUGGACGCAGGCGUUUAUCCAAACGUAUUGUGGAAAUAAAUAUUUCUGGUUUUAUUGACUGUUUAACCACCGACCAGCGACCACAGUGAGUCAAGUGGGAACUCCUCACUGCAAUUAACUUUUGGGGAUUUUUUUCCUGAGGCUUGAACUGAAAGCGGACAGUUUGAGGCUGUGCGUUGACGAAAUACGGGUUUGUUACUUUAUCGCCUUUGGGUUUAUUCGACUCUUCCCUCGGAAUACAUCCAAUUGUGACACACAGCGGAGUCUGGAGUGACUGAAGCGGCUACACAGUCUUCGCUUUCUCACCUGGUUUUUAGCCAUCCGUACUCCUCGGCUGCCUCCGGCCAGCGAGUGACCGUUUGCCGGGCUUUUCCGGUUGAUUCGUCGUCGUGCUGUCUCUGGAGCCAAACGGCGAACGGGAGGCAGCGAGGAGCGGGUGGGGGGUCGCGUUAAACGGGCGGUGAACCCGAGCUGAGCAGCAGUUUGUGUGUGAAAUUAACGACAGUUGGUGUUUCGACUAGAAGCGGAUGGAUUCUGCUCCGUGAUCGGGGGCUCCACUCACCCUCCCUGUGCUCCGUUUGAUUCCUCGUUGGCGGGGUUUUAAGAAGGACACGGUUGCUUCCCCCCCUGAGAUAACAAUGUUUCCUCAGGGGCGACACCCGACGCCCCAUCAGGCUCCAGGUCAACCCUUCAAGUUCACCAUCCCAGAGUCACUGGAUCGCAUCAAGGAGGAGUUCCAGUUUCUCCAGGCACAGUACCACAGCCUCAAACUAGAGUGUGAAAAGCUGGCCAGUGAAAAAACAGAGAUGCAGAGACACUACGUCAUGUACUAUGAGAUGUCAUAUGGCCUCAACAUCGAAAUGCACAAACAGACUGAGAUUGCCAAGAGACUAAACACCAUCUGUGCACAAGUCAUUCCCUUCCUCUCACAGGAGCACCAGCAGCAAGUGGUUCAAGCUGUGGAACGAGCUAAACAGGUGACCAUGGCCGAGCUUAAUGCUGUCAUCGGACAGCAGCAUCUAUCCCAUAACCACGGUGGUGCCCCAGUUCCCCUCACCCCUCAUCCUGCUGGCCUCCACCCUUCUCAGCUAGGUGGUUCGGCUGGACUUUUGGCUUUGUCAGGAGCACUUGGUGCUGUUCCUCCCCAUCUGGCAGGAAAAGAUGGUGAUAAAAAAUCUCACUUAUCUGGGCCAGACUCGCACUCUGCAGGACCUGAGCACCUCAGGGAGCGAGAGCCUGGCACAAGUAACUCGGCGUUGCCAGAAAGUCUUAGGAACUCAGAUAAACGACGCAAUGGGCCUGAUUUCCAAAAUGACACUAAGAAACGGAAGGUGGAUGACAAGGACUCCAGCCACUAUGAUAGUGAUGGAGAGAAAAGUGACGACAAUUUAGUGGUGGAUGUUUCAAAUGAGGAUCCAGCCUCCCCUCGUGGUACACCUCUUCCGUCCCCCAGAGAAAAUGGGAUGGAUAAAGCACGUCUUCUCAAGAAAGACCCCUGUAGUCCAGCUUCUACUGCUUCAUCAGCCAGCUCCUCCUCCCUUAAGUCCAAAGAGAUGGCAAUGCGAGAUAAGGCUGGUACGCCUGGGCUUAAGUCAAGCACACCUACACCAAGAGGAGACUCAACGCCUGGUCCAAGUUCCACACCUGGAAUCCGACCAAGUCUAUCAAAACCCCCGUCCAUGGAGAUACCACAUCCAGCUACUGCUGGUCUACGAACACCCCUGGCUGUUCCAGGUCCAUACCCGGGUGCGUUUGGUAUGUUGCCCCAUGCAGCAGGGAUGAACGGGGAACUGGCUGGUGCAGCUGGUGCUGCAGCCUACGCUGCUGGCCUGCAUAACAUGUCUCCUCAGAUGAGUGCUGCAGCAGCUGCGGCUGUGGCUGCGUAUGGCCGCUCACCGAUGGUUGGUUUUGAUCCUCAUCCUCACAUGAGAGUCCCUGGAAUGCCUCCUAGUCUCACAGGAAUACCCGGUGGCAAACCCGCUUAUUCCUUUCACGUUGCCGCCGAUGGACAGAUGCAGCCGGUUCCAUUCCCCCCGGAUGCUUUAGUGGGACCAGGAAUCCCUCGCCACGCUCGUCAGAUCAACACGCUAAACCAUGGAGAGGUGGUGUGUGCUGUCACCAUCAGUAACCCCACCCGACACGUUUACACUGGUGGAAAGGGAUGUGUUAAGGUCUGGGACAUUAGUCACCCAGGAAACAAGAGCCCCGUCUCCCAGCUCGAUUGCCUGAACCGAGACAACUACAUCCGCUCCUGUCGUCUCCUCCCUGACGGUCGAACGCUUAUCGUGGGUGGCGAGGCGAGCACAUUGUCGAUCUGGGACUUGGCCACACCCACCCCCAGGAUUAAAGCGGAGUUAACGUCAUCAGCACCGGCAUGUUACGCCUUGGCCAUCAGUCCGGACUCCAAAGUCUGCUUCUCUUGCUGCAGUGAUGGAAACAUUGCUGUGUGGGAUUUACACAACCAAACACUCGUUAGGCAGUUCCAGGGCCACACAGAUGGAGCCAGCUGUAUCGACAUCUCAAAUGAUGGCACCAAGCUGUGGACUGGAGGCCUAGACAACACUGUGCGCUCCUGGGAUCUGAGGGAAGGACGGCAGCUGCAGCAGCACGACUUCACGUCACAGAUCUUCUCUCUUGGAUACUGUCCGACAGGAGAGUGGCUUGCUGUUGGCAUGGAGAGCAGCAACGUUGAAGUCCUCCAUGUUACCAAACCUGACAAGUACCAACUUCACCUACAUGAGAGCUGUGUCCUCUCCCUGCAGUUUGCCUACUGUGGCAAAUGGUUUGUGAGUACAGGAAAGGACAACUUACUGAAUGCAUGGAGAACACCCUAUGGAGCCAGCAUAUUCCAGUCUAAAGAAUCCUCCUCGGUGCUAAGCUGUGACAUAUCUGUGGAUGAUAAGUACAUUGUUACUGGUUCAGGGGACAAGAAGGCCACCGUUUAUGAAGUCAUCUACUGAAAAUAUUGAAGAAUGGACCUGAACUCUUCUCCCAAAAUCUUUCUGCAACUCUGGAACUUUUCCUAUGGAGCCAGAAGUCACAGACACACUCCUUUACUGUCGCAUCUGCAGCAACGAAACAAAGGAGACUAACGUUGUAUCCGCACAUGUUUAAUGUGCCUGUGAACUUGACUCCUCCUCAGCAGGGACUUGAAUCGAGCCUUUGGAUGUUAAUGAAGGCAAAGAACACAAGUGGAUGUUGGAGUCUCCUGCUUUGCAACAGAGCAGGCCGGCCAGUUGUGUGACUGGAACCAGCUGUUCUGCUGACGGGGUACCGAGUUACAGAUGUCUAAACACAUUCAAUUUGAGGUCACAACGGAUAUUAGAGACACAGAAAAUGCUGUACAAAAAUAAUCAGAACUUUGGGGAAAUGGUAGAUGGAUGAGCAAUUUACAAAUCAUGAAUGAUUAAUAUGUUGGUUUGUAUUUUGCUUCAGACACUACUUACAACCUGUUGAUCUCUCAGCAUGGAGUCUGUGACCUGUGAACCUCAGCCUGUUUUUCUGACACGCCUACACUGUCUGACAAUUUCUCUCUGUCUUAAGUCCUAUUGAUACUAACUGCGCUGUUGUGCUUGCUGUCCACCUACAUGCUUUGCUAGCCAAGUGGGAUGUUUUCAACAUGCCGAAGGCUAUGCUGACUUGUCUGACCUUAUGCUACAUUAAGCUUCUGAGGUGAUAUCAUUCAUACCAAGAGAGAAAAGUUCCUAUAUGGAGAAUUAUUAUCUUACCAGGACAUAUAAGCCUCACAAACUGAAAAGUUUACUUACUCAAUGGUUUAUUGUUUUAAUUUUUUAAAAGAAAACUUUAGAAAACCCUGAUUUAUUUUUUCACCCCAUAUUUGUGGGUGGAAGAACAAUUGGUGGGAAUCUGACUUUAAGUUGAAGUUUUUCAAUCUCAAAUUCCAUUGCGUUUGUCUCCUCAAAACUUGAAUAUGUCUGUACUUAAUUCAUUCUGAAGCAUCCCUGUAAGUGACUUGGGACAGAGCUAUACUUCACCUUAAGCAGGGCAUGGUGGACAUAGCCUUCAUACUGUGACUUCAUUCAUUCAGUUUUAGCAUUUACAUUAGACACAUGAGCAGAAGAGAAUCAACAGGUCUGUGCUGCUGCCCGGCUCAUUUCACUCCAUGAAACACUUUAAGUCUUAUGUGUCCUUGAUUAACAGAAGCCAACUACACAGGCAAUUCAGUCUUAAUGUAUUAGUUGACUAGUAAAAAUAACGUCUUGCCCAUGAACAUUAAACUGAUGACAUGACUUUUACCACGCAUUGCCACCUGCUUUCACUAAUACUGUUGGACUGGGAUGUUAACUGUGUGAAGAAAAACAUUGUUUUUCCACUUUAAAAAGAAUACUGUAAGAUUAUGAGAUUAAAUUAUUCUUUUGGAGAUGUGUAAAAAAAAAAAAAGAAGGUACAACAAUGCUUAAGUUUCAUGAGGUGUUCAUUAAUAUCGCCAUUGUUAACUCCAAUUUCAGGACCUUGUAUUUACCUUUUUCAUUUGAAUCUGUUUUUGUCUGUAAAAAUGUAUAUAUCUUUUUUUUCUUACAAGACAUGCUUUAGAAAUAACAAACUUUUUGUACUUCUUUUACAUGUAAUCAGGAAAUACUAAAUGAUCUUCGUGUAGAACCUCUUCAAAAAAAAGGAAAAAAGAAAACAUUGAAAUGUCUAGAUAAUAAAUGUGGGGAUUUUUCUUUUUGUUAUUGGAGUCUGUAACUUUCCAAUUUGCACACAUGAUGGCUGCUGAUAACUUUCUCAUCUUAGAAAAUCCAGAAAGGCAAGCAGGGAGUUUAAAAUGUACAAAAACCUUUGAUUUGGAUUCCUUCCACAUAUGAUUGCGGGAAGCAUAGCAAUAAAACUAA
This is a messenger RNA of Menidia menidia (Atlantic silverside), 4948 nucleotides long. NCBI's taxonomy places the organism in Eukaryota, Metazoa, Chordata, Actinopteri, Atheriniformes, Atherinopsidae. The record is from the annotation of a GenBank genome assembly.